Messenger RNA from Phaethon lepturus (White-tailed tropicbird), 624 nucleotides. It is a transcript of the gene SHISA5, whose product is annotated as shisa family member 5. The transcript is spliced from 4 exons. Bases 1 to 624 code for a protein of 207 amino acids. NCBI's taxonomy places the organism in Eukaryota, Metazoa, Chordata, Aves, Phaethontiformes, Phaethontidae. Gene Ontology annotation, biological process: positive regulation of canonical NF-kappaB signal transduction. The record is from RefSeq and is a predicted model, not a curated record. Gene Ontology annotation, cellular component: endoplasmic reticulum.
AUGGGGGGAGCACUUAAAUGGUGUUUGCAUGUGCAAGUCGGCAAACGAAAAACAUUAUGUAAAGGUGCAAAUAACCGCGAUGAAGCACACGUGCGUCUUUUACGUUUUGCAGCUGUGUUGCAAUCAUCUGUUUGCCUUCCUGGCAGUGUUUCGAAUGGGAUUCCUGUGACUUCAGGAGGCUGCAGCAGUUCCUGCUUCCUGUUUCACAUUUUUGGAACCCUAAUUGCAAUUGGAGUUACUGUUUGUGCAGUGAUUGUAAUUACUAUUAUUCUGUGCCUCACCUGUUCCUGUUGCUGUUUGUAUAAAGCGUGUCGAAGACCACGGCCUGUUGUGACCACCACUGCUUCUACUACAGUGGUUCAUGCUCCCUAUCCCCAACAACAGGGAGUACCACCCAACUACCCAGUAGCCCCAUAUCAAGGAUAUCAGCCUGUGGCUAUCCAACCACAACCGGGAAUGCCAGUAGCACCAUACCCUGCACAGUAUCCUCCCCCUUACCCCAUGCAGCCAUCGGGCCCCCCAGCUUAUCAUGAAACGGUGGCAGCUGGUGCUGGAGCACCUUACCCAAUCAGCCAGCCCCCUUACAACCCUGCUUAUGUGGAUCCUCAGAAGCCUACCUAUUGA